AUGGAUGCCCACAACUCCUCGUCCUUCAAGAAGUUCAACGCGACCGUCGCCAAUGACAUCUGGCCGGAGGUUCUAUUCUUCUCUGCGAUUGCCACAAUGGUCUACUUAGUGUCGACGAUGACUUCGACCGACCUAAGCAUAGACAGCAGCUUGUUGACAGUAUUGGGUGUGGUCCUCGGUGUGGUCGUAUCCUUCCGAACAUCGACGGCGUACGAAAGAUAUCAAGGCGGGAGGGAGAUGUGGACUAACAUCAACAUAGCAUCAAGAAACUUGGCGCAAUUUAUCUGGAUCUACGUCCCCACUGAGGGAAGACAACGCAACGAAUUGAAAGCUAUCAUUGAGAAGAAGACCAUGGUCAACUUGGUACAAGCAUUCUCCGUAGCUGUCAAGCAUCUACUGCGUGGUGAAUCUGGGAUAUAUUACGAGGAUCUUUACCCUCUCAUCUGCCAUUUGCCACGGUAUGCGGACACGAAGGCUCCGCGGCAGGUUGAAAACGAUAUUCUCCCUCUCUUCCGUCGGGGCCGCGAGCCACAGCAUACGACUUCCCUUCCUGAACCCAAGGAUGACCACGACAUCAUGGAUGAUGACAAGUCCACCAACGCCUCCUGGUACCAAACACUGAGUAGAAGGUCGCCGCGCAAGCAGGGACUUGAUACAUUCGAUCCAGAGAAAGUACUACCAACAGUCAAAAGCGAGCAACCAUUGAAGCCCGGGCGCAAUCCCCCAGAGACAUCUAUCUACGAUUACAUCCCUCUCUUCCGUUUCCUCAAAUGGCUCGCUUUGAUCAUCUUCCGCCGCACCGCGUCUCUCACUCGGAUGACGGACGAACGUCAGAAGAUGGGUAGGGAUGCUCUUGGAAGGAAAAGGAAAAUGGGCUCAAUGGAAAGCAACGUUCCUAUGGAAAUCUGUCUAUAUCUCUCGAGUUACUUUGCAUAUCUCAUGAGGCAAAAUUUGAUUAAACCACCAGUCGAUUCGGCUCUCACCAACAAUUUAUCUUCUCUCCAAGAGGCCAUGUCCAACUUGGACCGUAUCAGGAAUACUCCGUUGCCUUUUGCAUAUCAGGUGCAUCUUCGAAUGUCACUAUGGCUUUACCUCUUCUUCCUGCCGUUCCAAAUACUUCCAAAGUUUGGCAACCUGGUGAUUCCGGCCACGGCGUUCUCUUCGUUCCUGCUUCUCGGGUUCUUGGAAAUCGGCCAAGAAAUUGAGGAUCCUUUCGGAUACGAUGCCAAUGAUCUCGAUCUGGACGGUUUCUGCUUGCGCAUCCAGCGGGAGAUCCAUGAAAUAACUGCACACCACUGCCCCACCCCUGAUAUCUUCGUGUUCAGUGCUUGGAAUAAGCCAUUCGCACCUACUGAUGAACGUACCGCCGAGACUUUGCGCGGAAUUCUUCCUCAUGAGUACAUGGUUCCUGGUCGCGAUGUGUAUGUACAACCCGGGUCGGCAAGCAUCAGGCGUACACUGUUGAACAGCUGGCGGACCGUUGAUCGUGUCACUCGGCAUUCGUGA
Pleurotus ostreatus (oyster mushroom) is the source of this 1506-nucleotide messenger RNA. RefSeq lists its product as uncharacterized. Gene Ontology annotation, molecular function: chloride channel activity. Bases 1 to 1506 code for a protein of 501 amino acids. Lineage: Eukaryota; Fungi; Basidiomycota; Agaricomycetes; Agaricales; Pleurotaceae. The transcript has 14 exons. The record is from RefSeq and is a predicted model, not a curated record.